CGUUCUAGGACUACAGCCAGUAAAAGUGAUAGUAUUAUAAUUGUGCCCAUGCAUGCUCGUAGUGUCUCGUUCCUUUACCGUAAUCAUUAUCUCAUAUGUGCCAUACCCGGUACAUGAUACUGAGCAGUUCAAUAGAGUAGCUUCACCUAGGUAGCUAGCCAGCUGUAUGAGAAGCUCGCAGCUAUCGUUUAAUUAUUCUAUGUUGUUGUUGUUGCUGUCGAACGAUCUGUUCUGAUGCUUUACCCGAUACUUCUCGCCGCCAUUGCCGGGCUCUUCGCUCACAAUGGCGUCUUCAUCCGCGGCGAAUGGCAUCUUUAUAUUCCACAGAUCGUAGCUGUCCACUUUCUACUAUGGCUAGGUACGUCAGGUCUCGUGUACCAAGCCUUAGGCUUCGUUUCCGUUGGAGACGCUUUUCGGGAGGCUUCCAUUAUAGCGGCGUCAUAUUUUACUGCUAUAUUUACUAGCAUGACGAUUUAUCGCUUGUUCUUCCACCGUCUGUCUAAGUUCCCAGGACCAAAGCUUGCUGCUGUCACUAAGCUAUGGCACGUAUUCAAGAUUCGACACUCGACAAAUCACUUGUGGUUGAAAGAGCUGCAUGAGAAGUAUGGGAGUGUCAUACGAACAGGUCCCAAUGAAAUUACUAUUGUACACCCAGCUGCAUUUAGGCUGCUUGACGGAUGGGGAACUUCUACUACUAAAGAUAUAUGGUAUGAUAUCUUGAAGCCAAGGAGCUCUGCUGUCUUCACUCGGAGCGAACAGGAGCACAAAGAUGGUCGUAGGGCCUGGGUGCAGGCGAUCUCCGGGAAAACCAUGAAUUCGUUUAACCCGCGCAUUUCUCAGCACGUGCAGGAGCUAUGCGAAUGUUUCCGUGGAUUUGGCGGUACUCAACCAGUGCACAUAGAUGAACAAGUGUCUCGAUUCACUUUCGACGUAGUUGGAGACAUAUUAUUCAACCAAGACUGGAAACUCGUCAAGACCCAGGCCUGGCAUCCAUUUUUCGAUCACCGAGACCGUGCUUUCGAGCUGGUCGGGCCUAUCAAUGAUGUAACUUGGCUCGCACACAUGAUCUUCUCCUUAGCCCCCUUUUGGCAUCGGGUUCAGGAUUGGUUUAAGAUGGUUGCAUUCUGCGAAGAUCGAAUGAAGCAACGUAUAAAUGAGGGCGAUAAUAUAGAUCAGGCGGACAUGGCAACUCACUUCAUCGACGAAUAUCAAAAACUCCAUAGAUUCCAUACCAUAGAGGAACGCGAUCUUUAUCUUCACGGAACAGCAGUUACAGCUGUAGUCGCAGGCAGCGAUACCACCCGAGCUGCUCUAAUUGCUUCAUGCUGGUUCCUUGCGCGGUAUCCCGAGCACGCCAAGAAAAUAUACGAAGAGACUCAAGGUGUAGACACGAGGGACCCUAACGCUCUUGCUGCCCUGCCUCACCUCGAGGGAUUCAUCCAAGAGACCUUGCGGCUCGUACCACCCGCUAUGACUGGUGCCGCACGAAUAACCGGACUAGAUGGUUUGAUGGUCGACGAUAUCCUAAUCCCCCCUUAUACCAAGGUCACGGCGCCCAAAUAUGUCAUCAUGCGAUUGGAAUCCGCCUUCGCCCAUCCCAACGACUUCAUCCCCGAGCGGUGGUACUCGCGCCCCGAGCUCAUCCUCGACAAGCGCGCCUUCGGGCCCUUCUCGACCGGCGGCCGGCAGUGCGUCGGCAAGCCCAUCGCGUACGCGGAGCUCCGGCUCUUCGCCGCGGGCCUGGUCCGGGAUUUCCAUCUUAAAUUUGCGCCUGGCUACGAUCCGAUGACCAUGUGGCGCGAGAUGAAAGACCAGAUCACGGCGCAGCCCGGGCCGGUGGAGAUUAUCUUCGAGCCGAGAGAGAAGGCGGUUUGAUCUUCGUCUUGGGGAAUCUUGAGCAAUUUUCUUGGGAGGGGGGAUUUGGCUUGGAGUAAGGAGCCUUGGGUUGUGGUUAGGUAUUACCGUUGUGAGCUGAUGGAGGUGAUUCGGUUUAGCACGUUGUUGGGGACUUAGGCGUGGCUGGACUAAUAACUUGGAUACCCUGAAUUUGAUCUCAACCGCCUUUCGUAUUAUUUCUUUUGACUAGGUUAGCAGGAGGUCUAUUUCGCUUCUUAUGCGAUUCAUGGAACACAGUGCCUUUGAUUAUGACUAGGGAGCAUAGCCUAUCUAAGCUAACUAGGAUACAUACCUAGGUUAACUAUGCCUACAAAUAUUAAAGCAUUUUAAAAGAAGAAAAGGAAUUGUGAG
Molecule: messenger RNA, 2247 nt
Organism: Daldinia loculata
Lineage: Eukaryota; Fungi; Ascomycota; Sordariomycetes; Xylariales; Hypoxylaceae
Product: cytochrome P450
Exons: 6
Coding region: 235-1875 (546 amino acids)
Molecular function (GO): iron ion binding; heme binding; monooxygenase activity
Source: RefSeq, a predicted model, not a curated record